AGUUAGUUGUUCCCAUCAGUAGAAAUCAAGAUGAGACUAAGGGCAAUAACUCUAACAUUUUGCCUGGUAAUUUGUACCAUAUCGGCUGUUAAAGCUAACGAUCUUGAAGAUCGUCAUGCCCAUUCAACUCCAGCCUCUGGAUUUAAAAAGUUGAAAAAUUUGAAGUAUUUAGUAAAAUGGGCUCCACCAACAUGUAAUGCCAAUAAAGCUUGCCCAACUGGUCAAUGUUGUUCCGUCUAUCAACCUACUUUACAUACACCUAGAAGAAGAUAUUGUAGGCCUAAUCCAUACCUUGGUAGCACUUGCCGCCUUGGCACCGGUCGCCGCUCUCUCUGCAGAUGCGGCACUGGUCUACAGUGUGUACCAGCUUAUAGACAUUUGACUAUUUCUGGCCGAAGCGUUUACCGAAGUGUCCGCGGUGCUUAUGAUGACUUAGAUGAAGAAAUUGAUAUGGUACGUGAAACCUCUUCUUUUGCCGAUGAUGACUACGAAGCCAUUACAUGGAAUGAUGUUGCAGAAUUGCGUAGAGAAGCUGAGAUGAGUACUGGUUCCACACGUAAGCGAGCCGCUAGUCGAUUAGCCAAUGUCGGUAUUUGUGUCCGUGACAGUAAUUACACUCCAUAAGACAUUUCAGCCUUAUUGAGCCGUUCAAUUUGUCAUUCUAUAUUAGAAUGAUGAUGAAAAACGAAUCUGUAUAACUAAUACCGUACAUAAUUGAGAAGUUGAUAUUCCAACUAUUGCUUCCUUGGACUAUACUAGUACCAUAUCAAUUACUGACAGGAAUAUGUACUUAAACUACUUAGUUGUAAUGAAUAAGAUGUAUUUCAAUAAUUAAUUAAUUAAAUCUAAACAACCAUUGUGGAUAGUACUGCUCUGCUUUUAAUAUCAAAUGUUGCCACCAUAACUGUAAUACAUGACAUUCAAUGUAAUCAUCACCCUUCACAUCUUAUCUUAAUCAUUAAUCUGCUUAUUAAAACACGUGAAAUAAUGCAAUAAAAGUAAUAUCG
Trichoplax adhaerens is the source of this 1007-nucleotide messenger RNA. RefSeq lists its product as hypothetical. The transcript has 3 exons. The record is from RefSeq and is a predicted model, not a curated record. NCBI's taxonomy places the organism in Eukaryota, Metazoa, Placozoa, Uniplacotomia, Trichoplacea, Trichoplacidae. The coding region runs from base 31 to 624 and encodes 197 amino acids.